Sphaeramia orbicularis (orbiculate cardinalfish) is the source of this 3099-nucleotide messenger RNA. Its product is annotated as microtubule-associated protein 6 homolog. NCBI's taxonomy places the organism in Eukaryota, Metazoa, Chordata, Actinopteri, Kurtiformes, Apogonidae. Gene Ontology annotation, molecular function: microtubule binding; calmodulin binding. Gene Ontology annotation, cellular component: microtubule; Golgi-associated vesicle; cis-Golgi network. The record is from RefSeq and is a predicted model, not a curated record. Gene Ontology annotation, biological process: microtubule cytoskeleton organization; regulation of microtubule cytoskeleton organization; cytoskeleton-dependent intracellular transport.
UCGAAGCAUCACACAAAUGUGGGUGGGGUCGCUUUGAUGCGCAACCAGACAGAAAUGUGCACUCCACGGCAAACCCCUAAGUCCAUUUAAACUUGAGUAAGAACAAACAGCCUGCAGGAGGGAGAGAGAGGGAGUCGUGUGGGCUCCAGUUUCUUUGCAUAGACUUAGAUCCAGUGAAAAUAAAGCAGUGAGGACUAACCCUGACUAGGCAGAAACCUUAGAGGGUGAGGGGCUGAGUGAGCAUUUGCAAAUCUUCAAGUCGUGGGUAAGACUAUUUUUUUUUAAUUUUUUUUUUUACGCUUUUCCCUGUUCAUAGUUUUAUUUUUGUGCAUCUUUUCCAUUCAGUGUCCUACUAUCUGUCAUGGCAUGGCCGUGCAUUACGCGUGCUUGCUGCAUCAAUCGGUUCUGGAGCGAGCUGGACAAAGCGGACAUCGCGGUGCCUUUGGUUUUCACUAAAUACUCGGAUGUGGCCGAAGUGCAACAUCUGCCCCAUCACCCGCAGCCGAGGCAGAAGAGAGCCGGUGCCAUUGCCAUAGAAACCCAGCCGCAUCCCGGGGAGCAGGAGGCUGGGAAGGCACCGCCCGCGACGGGUGCCGCAGCGGGCAAAGAUGGCUCUACUGCGUCCGUCAUGCGCCAAGACUUCAAGGCGUGGAGAGUGCGCCCCGAGCCGAGCUGCAAACCCAAGAACGAGUACCAGCCGUCCCCGGCCCCGUUCAACACCGAAACACAGUAUCAGAAGGAUUACAAAGCCUGGCCUAUACCGAAGAAACACGACCACCCCUGGAUCCCCAAACCGAGCCCCACCGGCGGGAGCGCAGGAGGCACCAAGACGGAGCAUGUGGCCGCCGAGGCCGAGAGCGGCCCGGAGAAGAGCGAGAUAGAAGAGAAAAUACAGGAGAAAGAGUCCAAGGAGGCGGUGAAGAGAGCACCAAAGAGGGAAAAGUCGAUGGAGAGAAAAGCGGGUGAUAAGACGGAGGGGCAGGUGGUUGGAGAUGUGAGCGCAGAGCAGAGGAAAGGCAGAGCAGCGGCGGACGCACUCAACAGACAGAUCAAGGAGGUGAUGUCCACUUCCAGUAGCUACAGGACCGAGUUCAAGGCAUACAAGGAUGUGAAACCCGUGAAGCCCAUCAAAGCUCCUUCUCAGUACAAACCGUUUGUGGAGGAGACCAGUCUGGAAACCAGCUACAGUGCCACAUUUAAGGGGGAGCAGGUGAAGGCUCACCCCACUGACAACAAGCUGCAGGAGCGCAGGAGGAUACGCAGCCUUUACAGUGAACCUAGCAAGGAGCCCACCAAGGUGGAGAAGCCAGUGUCACGCACCAAACCAAAAAGAGACACAACAACAACACAGAAGAUGGUGAAAAAGGCAAAAGAGAAAGCAAUUGCUAGUUCCCUGUCAGCCAAGAAGAAACCGUCUUUGGGCGCCGCUGAACCCAAACCAGAGGGAGCUGUCACAAAGAAGAGCAAAGAGAUAAGCAAUAGACUGGCUGAGGCAAAGCAUUAAAAGUCACAUCUUUACACUGUCUUUGCAUUUUGGUGAAUUAGCAAAUCUCUUCCCUUUGGUUGAUUUCCUUACCUGUUGUUUUUGCUGCCUUGUCAUUUACUGUUCACUUUUUGAAUGGGCACUGUGUUGAGCUUUUAUAAUAAUGCAAUACUUUCAACUGUAAACUGUGUGUGCGAGUGUGUAAGAAAGUGUGGGGAUCCCAUGUGUUGUGGUGCACAUAAUGGCUUUCUAUUAUUGAGCACAUAAUUUGCACUUAUUUCCUGAGUUCUGUUUGACCUCAAACUUUAAAAAGAGCCAUCAGUACACAUGCAGCAUGUGUAUGAAAGGGCAUUUUUACCUUUGUUUCAAUGAAUGUCUCCUGACAUUAGUAUUAAAAUGAUUGUAGAAAAUGUCAAGGGGAUGUUCUUUUUUUUGAGAUUGUAUCAAAUGUAAGGUUUUGUGGAAAAUAGAAAUCCGUUUUAAAGGUUGCGUUUCCUAGUUACAGUGCCUCCGCUGUAUGGUCCUGGUUUUCAUUUCAUUGUUCUGGAUGAUAUCUGGUUUCAUCAGUUUGGUUGCUAAGAAACCAAAUGAAGUGUAAUAUAAUUGCUACAGCUUGCAUGCAAGAGCCCAUCUUUGGUUGAGUAGCAACAUUUUAGCAGACUAUAUGUCACAGCCACAUUUUAGCUUGUAAAUUGAGCAUUUAGAGAUAAAUGUAUAGGGGCAAGACCUUUACAAAUAUUAUGCAUGUGUAGUAAUAGAUUCUGGUCUCACCAAAAACAUACAGUAAAGUCAUCGUAGAGGCUAUUAAAGCUAUAGAACAAACACACCAGCAAUAUGGUCCCACAAUUAUACAGUAUUUCUUGCAACUGAAAUGGAAAGAGGCCAUGUCUACUUUCCUCUAAUUCAAUUAGAAUACUUCAGUUUUAUGAUGACUCACUGUUUUGUGGUAACGUACUCUAUCCACCUCCUUUGAGCUGUUACACUGUAAUUGUGCUAAAAAAUACAUAAAAGAUGCACACUGACCUAAAAAAAACAAAGCAGAACUUCCUGCAAAAUUUUCACUUUGAUUGGGGCUGAUUAUUCAGGUGUUGAAGGACAAGGAAUGAGCCAGGACUUGACGUUCAGCUCUUGAAAAAUGCUGCUGUCCUGAAAAUACGCAAAUCACUUCUGUACAUUGUGAGUGUGACAUGAUGUGUUUUUACUAAAUCAUCAUCAUCAUCACAGCCUUCCUGUUCUAGUCGUAAACACAUUGUCUACCAUGAGCGGCCCACUUGGCUGCACUGCAUAACACACCGGUCACACAAGCCACCAUGAGCUGCUGCUUCGGUUUCAGCUUCUGUGUGUGUCUGAGGGAUGGGAGUUUUUGUUGUGUGACCUCUACAGCCUGCUGCCUGCUAGCAUCCAGUCUGACCCGCCACCACUAGAAGUGCUACUCAGCACUCCGACACCCUGGUGCUAUAUCUCUCAUCUUAAAUGCUGUCUGGUCCUGAACUGUGUGUGGCAUCAGACCAGAGUGAAUGAUGAUAUGACAAUGUCAUGGACCGCUGCAGACAUGUUGUGAUACCGUGCUUGUAUUCUCAAGCUUGCUCUGAAUGAAUUAAAAUGAUGUUACUGAA